This is a messenger RNA of Mastomys coucha (southern multimammate mouse), 2414 nucleotides long. RefSeq names its product Ras association domain family member 5 (gene Rassf5). The record is from RefSeq and is a predicted model, not a curated record. Gene Ontology annotation, biological process: signal transduction. Gene Ontology annotation, cellular component: nucleus. Lineage: Eukaryota; Metazoa; Chordata; Mammalia; Rodentia; Muridae. The transcript is spliced from 7 exons. The coding region runs from base 63 to 1376 and encodes 437 amino acids.
AGCCGCCCCUUCUGUUGGCCAGGCUCGGGAGCUGCUGCCGCCGCCGCCUGCGGGCCUUGGCCAUGGCGUCCCCGGCCAUCGGGCAGCGUCCCUACCCGCUGCUCCUAGACCCGGAGCCGCCGCGGUAUCUGCAGAGCCUGGGUGGCACCGAGCCGCCACCUCCCGCCCGGACGCGCCGCUGCAUCCCCGCGGCCCUGAUCCCCGCGGCCGGGGGGUCAGAGGGUCGCGGUGGCAGGAGGAGUACCCGGGGGGACCCGGAGCCCACACCCCGGGACUGCCGCCACGCUCGCCCUGUCCGGCCCGGUCUGCAGCAGAGACUGCGGCGGCGACCUGGGUCGCACCGACCCCGCGACGUGAGGAGCAUCUUCGAGCAGCCGCAGGAUCCCCGCGUCUUGGCCGAGAGAGGCGAGGGGCACCGUUUCGUGGAACUGGCGCUGCGGGGCGGCCCGGGCUGGUGUGACCUGUGCGGACGAGAGGUGCUGCGGCAGGCGCUGCGCUGCGAUAAUUGUAAAUUCACCUGCCAUCCAGAGUGCCGCAGCCUGAUCCAGCUGGACUGCAGACAGAGGGAAGGCCCUGCCCUGGAUAGACGCUCUCCAGAAAGCACCCUCACCCCGAACUUCAACCAGAACGUCUGUAAGGCGGUAGAGGAGACGCCGUACCAGCCCACGAUACAGGAGAUCAAGCAGAAAAUUGACAGCUAUAACAGCAGGGAGAAGCACUGCCUGGGCAUGAAGCUGAGUGAAGAUGGCACCUACACAGGUUUCAUCAAAGUUCAUUUGAAGCUCCGACGGCCAGUGACGGUGCCUGCUGGGAUCCGGCCCCAGUCCAUCUAUGAUGCUAUUAAGGAAGUGAACCCUGCAGCCACCACAGACAAGCGGACAUCUUUCUACCUGCCACUUGAUGCCAUCAAGCAGCUACAUAUCAGCAGCACCACCACUGUCAGCGAGGUCAUCCAAGGGCUGCUCAAGAAAUUCAUGGUUGUGGACAACCCACAGAAGUUUGCACUUUUUAAGCGGAUACACAAAGAUGGACAAGUGCUCUUCCAGAAACUCUCCAUUGCUGAUUGCCCUCUCUACCUUCGUCUGCUCGCUGGGCCUGACACUGACGUUCUCAGCUUUGUGCUAAAGGAGAAUGAAACUGGAGAGGUGGAGUGGGACGCCUUUUCCAUUCCUGAACUCCAGAACUUCUUAACUAUCCUGGAAAAAGAGGAGCAGGACAAGAUCCAUCAACUGCAGAAGAAGUACAACAAAUUCCGUCAGAAACUGGAGGAGGCGUUACGAGAGUCCCAGGGGAAGCCUGGAGAAAAGAGCGAGGCACUUGGCUUGAAGCUCUCCUGCUGGCUUGCCCCUGGCAGGAAGUGGACAAUGGUGCUAUAGAGCCAAGGACAGAGCCUCAGAGCACAGGGUGACUGAUGAUCACACGCCUCUGUCCCAUCAAGCUUCCUGAUCUGGCUUUGACUCUGAAGACUCGAGAUUAGUAAAGACUGCAUGGACAGCAUCGGAUUAUGACUCCAACUCUUGACUAGUUCAAACUUAAAACAAAUUAGCUAGAGUAGCCAGGACUGCAAAGACACUCAAUACAGAGGGAAAAAACCUAUCCCUUUUAAAGAGGGCCAGUGUUCCAAUCAAGCCUCCAGAGGAGACCACUUUCAUGUUGUGCUUGCUUUUUCACGCCCUCUCCUCUGGUUGUUUUAAGCCCAAGCUUGUUUUAAGCCCAAGCUUCUCUGAGUAGCCUAAAAAGUUCCCUCCCAGCCCAGCCUGAGGCCACGCUGCUCCUGUCCCAGAAGAAUGCCAAAUCCUUGUCAUUCAAACUGUGCAUUGUUUUCAAAGCUGCAAAAGCAACUGAGCUAGCAACUUUGAGGUUGUGCACGCUGUCAACCCCCUGGCUACCUGCCUGCUGUCGUCUCCUGUUCAGCCUUACACUUCCCUCCCUUAGGAAGCCCCCUUCCUGCUGUGUAUUACAGGGGCAUAUGGAAAGUCAUUCCCUUCAUCCUGCAUGUCUGUCGCAUUAGGAGAAGGCAUGGCUCCUGCUGCAAACACUGUGAAUGCUGCUGAGAACCUCCCUCCAUGGAUGGCUUUUUAUUUUUGACAAGAAAAAAAUUCAUGUAUAUACACAUAUGUAUAUACAUAUAUAUGUAUAUACACAUAGAGGCAUAUAGCUAUAUAUAAAGGAAAGGUGUUUAUUCAGAAAAUGAUGGUAAGAUUCAGACUUUAAAGCACAGUUAGACCCAGGACUUACACUGAGGUUGAGCCUCCGGCAAGCGUGGAGUUCCGAAAGUCUCAGAGGGGUCUAACUGCUGGUAGUGCCUUCCAUGGUUGUAUUGCUCUGUGGGUGUUCUUUUGAGGAUAUUUUCCUUCUAAAUGUCUUUCUUAUAUAUGUUUUAUAAUGAAUAAUAAAAGCUUACCGUAAACAAU